Messenger RNA from Fusarium falciforme, 912 nucleotides. RefSeq names its product Metallophos domain-containing protein. Lineage: Eukaryota; Fungi; Ascomycota; Sordariomycetes; Hypocreales; Nectriaceae. Bases 1 to 912 code for a protein of 303 amino acids. The transcript has a single exon. The record is from RefSeq and is a predicted model, not a curated record. Gene Ontology annotation, molecular function: hydrolase activity.
AUGGCGACGCACUAUCGACCUACACCAUGGCAGAAAUUCCGCCGCGACCCCUCGACACAGCUGGCUUUCUGGCUGCAGAGCCGCCGCCGGCACACUAGCACGCCAGGGGAUGCAGCAGCAGCAGGCUCUUCUUCGCCCAUCAGCAUCGUCUGCGUGUCAGACACACACUGCACUCAGCCCGAGGUCCCCGACGGAGAUGUCCUCCUGCAUGCCGGCGAUCUGACAAACCGGGGAAGCUUUGAAGAGCUCCAGGAACAGUUGGACUGGCUCAACACCAUGCCGCACCGGUACAAGGUUGUCAUCGGCGGGAACCACGACAAGCUGCUGGAUGCAGAGUACGUGAGGCAGUUUCCCGAUCGCAUCUACGAGGGCGAGGGCACGUCGCGCAGCGAUCUAGAUUGGGGGGAUAUUGUCUACUUGCACAAUUCGUCUACUACACUGCGGUUCGCCAACGGUCGCAGGCUCAAGGUGUACGGCUCUCCUUGGACGGAGUUGUGCGGGACCUGGGCCUUUCAAUACCCCCCGAUCCGCCAGGUCUGGGCGGGUGCCGUGCCGGAGGACACAGACAUCCUCCUCACCCAUGGACCGCCGAAGGGUCACCUCGAUAACGGGGGCAAGGGAUGCCCUCAACUACUGAGGGAGGUAUGCCGCGUACGGCCCCGGCUCGCAGUCUUCGGACACAUCCACGCCGGAGCAGGGCUGGAGGAGAUGGCCUAUAGCGGCGCCGACAGAGCGUUCCACUGUGUCAUGACGGGAGAGGGCGGGCUGCUGGCGGUGGCCCUGAUGGCGUUCUGGGUAUUGGUCGAGUGCAUCUGGCCAAGACGAGGCACGGAGCACACGACGACACUGGUGAACGCGGCCGUGGUGGGCGGUCAAAAGAGUGAGCUGGCGGUCAAAGUAGUUGACAUGUGA